Molecule: messenger RNA, 585 nt
Organism: Peromyscus leucopus (white-footed mouse)
Lineage: Eukaryota; Metazoa; Chordata; Mammalia; Rodentia; Cricetidae
Product: myosin heavy chain IB-like
Exons: 13
Coding region: 109-585 (158 amino acids)
Source: RefSeq, a predicted model, not a curated record
UGCAAGCAGAUCCUCUGCCCCUCACAGCUGGGGGUCUGAGUGACUAACCUCCCAGCAAAGCUGUUUAAAGGCCCAAAGGGUGCUGAGCCCUCCCAAUCCCUGGACAUCAUGGGCAUCUGGGUCUUUCCCAUUGCUCUCUCGCUGCUGUGCCUGACUCCUGGGAGCCUGCAAGGCGGACUGCCCCGGCUCCCUCCCAACGUGGGGAAAGGCUACAGCCCCUCCAGUGGUCUGGGAGCAGGCUCUCCAGCUCCAAAUGGCUAUGGAACAGGUGUUGGUGGGGGUAUGGAACCUCCAAAGCCAGGCUCUGGAGGGGUUGUGAAGCCCCAGAAGUCAGGAUAUGGACCUGGGCUGGGAGCUGGAGUCUUUCCAGGGGUGGGAGCACAGCCAGCCCCUGCACCUCAAAAUGGCCAUGGACCAGGCAUCAGAGGGGGCAUGAAACCUCCAAUGUCAGGGUUUGGAGCUGGGGCCUUCCCAGGAGUUGGAGCCCAGCCAGGUUUGGGAGCUGUCUCGAAGACUCAGAAACCAGGAUUUGGCAAUGGAAACGGCCUGGGAGCUCAACCAGGGCAAGGUGGUUUACACCUGUAA